Nanorana parkeri is the source of this 651-nucleotide messenger RNA. It is a transcript of the gene CRP, whose product is annotated as C-reactive protein. Bases 1 to 651 code for a protein of 216 amino acids. The record is from RefSeq and is a predicted model, not a curated record. Lineage: Eukaryota; Metazoa; Chordata; Amphibia; Anura; Dicroglossidae. The transcript has a single exon.
AUGAGUGAUAAAGUAUUCCUCUUCCCAACACCAAGUAAUUCAGCUCAUGUAAUACUAAAACCUGAGAUGAGAAAGUCACUACAAAAGUUCAGCGUGUGUCUUCGAUCUAAUACGGAGCUUACACGGGGAUAUGGUCUCUUCUCACUGGCAGUGUCUGGCGGUGACAACUCCUUCCUUAUUUUCCCACAACCAUCAAAUGUCUACAGUAUGACCGUACUCCAGGAAGAAAUACUUCUCAAGACAGACCAUGUGUCACUGGCCUGGAAACACAUCUGUGCGACCUGGGACUCCACCACUGGGGAAUUCCAGCUUUGGGUCAAUGGGAAGCUUUACCCAAAAAGAGUUUUAAAGAAAGGGUUUACUAUCCAAGCCCAAACAAGUAUAGUUUUGGGGCAGGACCAAGACUCGUUUGGAGGAGCUUUUGAUAUUAAUCAGUCGUUUGUUGGUGAAAUUAGUGAUGUCCAUAUGUGGGAUUAUGUUUUGACACCAGAAGAAAUAGAGGGAGUUAUGUCUGGGCAUGUCAAAGGAAAUCACAUUAACUGGAAUUCUCUUAACUAUGAAAUUAAAGGGAAUGUUCUGAUUCGACCCAAGCCCCAAUGUAUGUCUUGGAUGCUUAGCAGCUCAACACAUGAAGAAUUCUUACUGGGUUAG